CAUUGCUUGACAUCUCUCGAUGUCAGAAAAUUAAAGGUUCGGGCCAGCACAAAAAGAUUUGAUUUAAAUCUUUUGUAAUUUGAAAAUAAAAAGAAAAAAUUAAAAAUGAAAUUCGCCGCCGCUAUCGUGUUUGCCCUCGUGGCUUUUGCCGCUGCCGAAGAUAGUGAUAAUACCCUGGAAACAGCCAUCAACUUCAUCAAGGACUGCAAGGGAGAUUACAUUUUAUGUGUCAAGGAGAAAAUGCUAAGGAUUGUCGACAACUUAAGGGCAUCCAGGAGCAUCAAUAUUGCUGAAGGCAUAGUCUUGAAAGGCGAUCCUGAUAAGAGGGCAAAGAAACUAGAUGCUCUUCCCGUGGAUCCUUCUGCCAGAGAUGUCGAGGUCAACUACAGACUCAUGGAUGGAGUAGUGAGUCUAUUCGAGACCCAUGCUGUGGAAGUCAAAAUGAACCAGUCUGAUAAGGAGACCCUGCAGAGGUCUCUCGAUGAAGGCCGUGGCAAGGGAGGCGGCGGCGGCAAGAAGGGCAGCGGCAUGGGUGGUAUUAUCGGUCUCCUCGGCGCCAAGAUCCUGCUCGGCAAGCUCUUCAUAGUCAAGCUCAUCGCCCUCAAAGCCUUGGCCACCGCUAAAAUCGCCCUGGUCCUAGCUGUCAUCUUAUUCGUCGCUUGGUGCCUGAAGGGAGACCAUACCAAGACAACAUACGAGGUCGUUCCUCACGCCCACCAUCACGAGAGCCAUCAUCCAGUCCACGUGGAGCAUGUCUCCCACGACUCGGGCCAUGGCCACGGCGGUGGCUACUCCAGCUACGGAUCCGACUGGAACAAGAACCUCGAUGAGGCGCAAAACCUCGCGUACAGCGCCUACUCUCACAAUAAGUAGAUAGAAAAUCACCAAAAUCGGGCAUUCUUAAGUCCGCAAUAAUGUUUAAACCUCUUUUGUACAAAGACUUUAUUAUUUAUUGAUACUAUUUAUUUCUAAUUUAUU
Messenger RNA from Chilo suppressalis (striped riceborer), 978 nucleotides. The record is from the annotation of a GenBank genome assembly. Lineage: Eukaryota; Metazoa; Arthropoda; Insecta; Lepidoptera; Crambidae.